Molecule: messenger RNA, 7267 nt
Organism: Myotis myotis
Lineage: Eukaryota; Metazoa; Chordata; Mammalia; Chiroptera; Vespertilionidae
Gene: TCF4
Product: transcription factor 4
Exons: 20
Coding region: 539-2680 (713 amino acids)
Biological process (GO): regulation of transcription by RNA polymerase II
Cellular component (GO): transcription regulator complex
Molecular function (GO): DNA-binding transcription factor activity, RNA polymerase II-specific; RNA polymerase II cis-regulatory region sequence-specific DNA binding; protein dimerization activity
Source: RefSeq, a predicted model, not a curated record
UUAUAAGCCCGCAGUGCCCGGAUGUGAAUGGAUUACAAUGUAUCUUUCAGGGGAACCUAUUAUCAUCAAUGUGACUCCACGGGGGAGUCCAUGGUGAUGGUGAUGAGGAGGAGGAGGAGGAUGAUGAGACACUUCUAAACUUGGAACAAGUUUAAGACUUGAUGAGAGGAGAAGAGAAAAAACCCCACCACCACCAAGAUUGGUUUGAGGAAAAAUGAUAACUAUCCUGUAUUGAUUUUUUUGUAAACAAUAAGAAAAAGUUGUUGGAUUUUUUUUUUAAUGAUUUCUUUUUUGGGGGAGGGGAUUUUGUUGCAGUUUUAUGGUGGAAAAUGCAAAAACCACAGCCAGGUGCAUAGUCUUGUAUUCUGUGGAUAUCCCUGGAGCAGGACUGAGUGCCAGUUAAAGUACUUUUUUGGGGGACACACAUGUGAGAUACUAAGUACUUGCAGAAGAUUUUUGUUUCUCUUUUUAAAGUCACUUUCCUUGGAAUAUUGUGAGCAUAUUUGUGGCCAUUUAAGGUUUGUGUGAUUUUGCUAAAAUGCAUCACCAACAGCGAAUGGCUGCCUUAGGGACGGACAAAGAGCUGAGUGAUUUACUGGAUUUCAGUGCGAUGUUUUCACCUCCUGUGAGCAGUGGGAAAAAUGGACCAACUUCUUUGGCGAGUGGACAUUUUACUGGCUCAAAUGUAGAAGACAGAAGUAGCUCAGGGUCCUGGGGGAAUGGAGGACAUCCAAGCCCGUCCAGGAACUAUGGAGAUGGGACUCCCUAUGACCACAUGACCAGCAGGGACCUUGGGUCACAUGACAAUCUCUCUCCACCUUUUGUCAAUUCCAGAAUACAAAGUAAAACAGAAAGGGGCUCAUAUUCAUCUUAUGGGAGAGAAUCAAACUUACAGGGUUGCCACCAGCAGAGUCUCCUUGGAGGUGACAUGGAUAUGGGCAAUCCAGGAACCCUUUCGCCCACCAAACCUGGUUCCCAGUAUUAUCAGUAUUCUAGCAAUAACCCCCGAAGGAGGCCUCUUCACAGUAGUGCCAUGGAGGUACAGACAAAGAAAGUUCGGAAAGUUCCUCCAGGUUUGCCAUCUUCAGUUUAUGCUCCAUCAGCAAGCACUGCCGACUACAAUAGGGACUCGCCAGGCUACCCUUCCUCGAAACCAGCAGCCAGCACUUUCCCUAGCUCCUUCUUCAUGCAAGAUGGCCAUCACAGCAGUGACCCUUGGAGCUCCUCCAGUGGGAUGAAUCAGCCUGGCUAUGGAGGGAUGCUGGGCAAUUCUUCCCAUAUUCCACAGUCUAGCAGCUACUGUAGCCUGCAUCCACACGAACGUUUGAGCUACCCAUCACACUCCUCAGCAGACAUCAAUUCCAGUCUUCCUCCAAUGUCCACUUUCCACCGUAGUGGUACCAACCAUUACAGCACCUCUUCCUGUACGCCUCCUGCCAACGGGACAGACAGUAUAAUGGCAAAUAGAGGAAGCGGAGCAGCAGGCAGCUCCCAGACUGGAGAUGCUCUGGGGAAAGCACUUGCUUCGAUCUAUUCUCCAGAUCACACUAACAACAGCUUUUCAUCAAACCCUUCAACUCCUGUCGGCUCUCCGCCUUCUCUCUCAGCAGGCACAGCUGUUUGGUCUAGAAAUGGAGGGCAGGCCUCAUCAUCUCCUAACUAUGAAGGACCCUUGCACUCCUUGCAAAGCCGGAUUGAAGAUCGUUUAGAAAGACUGGAUGAUGCCAUUCAUGUUCUCCGAAAUCAUGCAGUGGGCCCGUCCACCGCUAUGCCUGGCAGUCACGGGGACAUGCAUGGGAUCAUUGGACCUUCUCAUAAUGGAGCAAUGGGUGGUCUGGGCUCAGGGUAUGGAACCGGUCUUCUUUCAGCCAACAGACAUUCACUCAUGGUCGGGGCCCAUCGUGAAGACGGAGUGGCCCUGAGAGGCAGCCAUUCUCUUGUGCCAAACCAGGUUCCAGUCCCACAGCUUCCUGUCCAGUCGGCCACCUCCCCUGAUUUGAACCCGCCGCAGGACCCGUACAGAGGUAGGUCCACUGGGGCACUUCUGUCCUCACACAACAGCAGAGCUAGUGCUGAUCCCCCGCUUACUUGGCAUUCGUCCCUCAGGAAGCACUGGCAGAAAACCAAGAAUCAAAUUUGGCCCCCAAAUGGCAUGCCCCCAGGCCUGCAGGGCCAGAGCGUCUCCUCCGGCAGCUCUGAGAUCAAAUCCGACGACGAGGGCGAUGAGAACCUGCAAGACACGAAAUCUUCCGAGGACAAGAAACUAGAUGACGACAAGAAGGAUAUCAAAUCAAUUACUAGGUCAAGAUCUAGCAAUAACGACGACGAGGACCUGACACCCGAGCAGAAGGCGGAGCGUGAGAAGGAGCGGAGGAUGGCCAACAAUGCCCGCGAGCGCCUGCGCGUCCGCGACAUCAACGAGGCUUUCAAGGAGCUGGGCCGCAUGGUGCAGCUCCACCUCAAGAGUGACAAGCCGCAGACCAAGCUCCUGAUCCUCCACCAGGCCGUGGCCGUCAUCCUCAGCCUGGAGCAGCAGGUCCGAGAGAGGAAUCUGAACCCGAAAGCUGCAUGUCUGAAAAGAAGGGAGGAGGAAAAGGUAUCCUCGGAGCCGCCCCCGCUGUCCUUGGCGGGCCCUCACCCUGGAAUGGGAGACGCUUCGAACCACAUGGGACAGAUGUGAAAGGGUCCAAGCUGCCACAUUGCUUCAUUAACACAAGAGACCACUUCCUUAACAGCUGUAUUAUCUUAAACCCACAUAAACACUUCUCCCUGACCCCUUUUUUGUAAUAUAAGACAAGUCUGAGUAGUUAUGAAUCGCAGACGCAAGAGGUUUCAGCAUUCCCAAUUAUCAAAAAACCGAAAAACAAACAAAAAAAAGAAAGAAAAAAGUGCAACUUGAGGGAUGACUCUCUCUAACAUAUCAUUCAGAAUGUGCAAAGCGGUGUGAGCAGGCUGAGAUCAGCCCAGAGACUGAAUGGCAAUCCUUCCACACUGUGGAACAAUGCAUUUGUGCCUAAACUUCUUUUGGAAAAAAAAUAUAAUUAAUUUGUAAGUCUGAAAAAAAUAUUUAAUUUAAAAAUUGUAAACUUGCAAUAAUGAAAAAGUGUACUUCUGAAGAAAACUACAUGAACGUUUUUGUUGGUAUUCAAGUCAGCUAGUGUUUAUAAUUCCUGGAUAGCGAAUGAGGGAAGCUCGGCUGCCCUAGUAACAAAACCAGCAAACGUCCUGAGACAGCGAAGUGAUGACAUUAGCCAUUCCUUAGGGUAGGAGGAACAGAUGGAUCUUAUAGACCUAUGACAAAUAUAUAUAUAAAUAUAUAUAUAAAUAUAUAUUAAAAAUUUAGUGACUAUGGUAAGCUUUUGUUCAUUUGUUUCAGACUUUUUUCUCCUGUAAAAAAAUAGUACUGAUUAACUUUUUUAAAAGAAAGAUUUUACUGUAAAUACGGAUUUUUUUUUUUUUUUUUUUUUUUUGGUCUUCUUUCUGUCCCUUCCCAGUUUGUUAUCGUAACCUGUAGUGCCAACUCUGCUUCCGGAGGGGUAGUGCAGGAUGAAACGCCGACCCUGAUGUUGCUUUUCAUUCACGAAUAAGUAGAAAGUUGUUUCUCCAGUCUUUUGGGAACACGGGACUUAAAAGUCACAUCAUGUGUAGAUAUUACUAGCAGCAUUACUAAGACACGGCAAAAGGAGUGUGUCUGAACUGUAAUGUUGAGCGUGUGGCCCUCUCCUGGGAUUUUCAGAGGUACAAGGUUAGAAUGCUACAAUGUUACCACUGUGCCUUCCAAUGUUUAUAUCAUCGGAAACAUAACAUAAUCAAAGUGGCUGUGAUUUAACAAAAUGAUUAAAGUGUUACCUACAUGUGUAGCCGAAGUAGUGUGCAGUGAGGCGUUUCUGAAUACAUGGUCAGAUUUUUGGAAAAAAACAAAAACAAAAAAACAAGUAAAGUUCAAAAACCAUCAAAUGAGAAAAUUGCAAGUAGUGUGACAGAGCUGAUUGAUUUUGUUGCUUUCUUGAUUUUUUUUUUGAAAAUGGGUUUACUAAGAUGUAGAUGAUAUAACUGCCUCCUCCAUCUGAAAAAUGCCAAUAUUCAAUCAUCAUGCAGCAUUAUAACAAGCCUUAUAAGUCCUAAAGCAUUAAGUUGCACUUUCUUGAGGAGGGGUAGUGCAGUAUUUCUCUGGCCAGUAUGAAUGAAGUUUAUACCUAACAUAUUUGAUAGAAACAUAGAUCAAGCUAUGGCACAGCAACUCAUCAGAUAGCUAGCUUUGACGUCUGGGCACAAUUGAACCAACUUCCAACGUGAAUCUUUAUAAUGAUUGAGUUUGGUGUAUAGUGCAGUAAACAAAUAGUGCUCCUAGUUAAGUAUUUGUCAGCAUCCUUUUGUCUCUAACUCGUUUCUGUUUUUACAGCCACACAAUCUUGGCAUGUAUUAAGAAAAAAAAAUCCCUAUUCAAGUAGUUUUUUCCACCUAUCAGCACUGAGUAAAUGCCAUAAAUCCAUCAAAAUGGUCUAAAUGUUCCAUCUGUUCUCCUGUUUUGCCAGUUAUAUAGUAAUGAAAUACAUUUGUAAAUUUUAUGCAACAAACGGCAAACGUAUCAUUAUUUUGAAAUUGUGUAUGUAAAAGUUAUAUUUUUACACGUAGACUCUUGUUAUUAUGUGUUUUAAUACAUUGUAUUGGUUUUUGUUUUGUUUUUUUUAACUGUGUGGUUUAAAAACGUCUCAUUUAAAUGAAAUAGUGAGCUACAAGAAUCUGAAUUUUAUGUUCAUUUCUGAAAAUGUAAGAACAAAUAAGGUAGUUACCACGUGGUCAUCUUUUACAAACCCAUAAACAUUUUGAUUAGCUGUGUGUGUGUGUUGAAAACUGUAAAUAUGUUCAGUAGUGAUAAAACUAAAAUACUUUGAUUUGUUGAUAAGUUCCUAAAAUGUGGAGGUGGAUUAAAACCUUAGGAGAAUAGCAGAAAUCAAACGUCAUGAAGAGUUAUUUUGAGGCUUUCCUGUGAAAUGUAUGAACAAAGGGACUCCAAGAGGGCAUGGAAGACAGUGUUGUGUCCGCUCCCCUCCUCUGAAAUAAUGGAAAACAUGUGUCUGUGUUCCCUGGUAUGUAAAGAUUUCCUUUAGUGGUACAUUCUGCACUCACUUUGUAUAGUCUACCAAGGCGGGUAUCCCUAGGAACAAUAUAUAGGAAGCAGGUCUACUUUGAUCACAUUCAGGAUAAGUGUACAGAAGAAAAUACGGUGUUUACUCUUUAGGGAACUGGAAACACUCCCUGUGUUGAUGUACAUGUUAAGAAUGGCACUUUUGAUACACGUUAUCAUACAGGUGCUUAAUAGAGCUGAUUUAAAGGUUUUCAAAUCUGUAAACAGAGCAAAAAACUAAAUUGUAGUUAUUUGAUUAUUUUUUAAAUUGGUGCUUUAUAUUUUGUUCUCACUCCAACAGAGGAAAAGCUGCAAUUUAUUGUUCACCAGCUUUGAUGUAUUCAUUACCCAGUAAUGUAAUACCUCUAUUGUCGAAUUCCCUUUGGAAAGAAGCGAAAAACUUUCUAAUGGCCACCAAACGCUGCUCAGUACUUUUUGCUUGGUGGAGAAACAUCUGCACCUAUCCGUGUAAUUGGGUUGUGUCCCCAUUAAAAAAGAAAGGAAGAAAAAGAUGAAAGGGAAUGUGGCCUUCUUAGUGUGUUUUUUCUCGUUGUUUUGUAAAUUAUCAAACCCAGGUAAGAUAUUGGUAUCCUGUGCUGGAUUUUUCUAAUGAAGUUUAGCAGAAGACAGAAUUAAAGAACUACACAAAAAUGCCAUAAGGGUCCAUACUCUAUGUGUGAUGAUACCUAGGCUGGGGAUCUGUUUAAGAGACUUGGACAUUAAAGCAACUUGGAACCAUUGAUCCACCUCCACAUUCAAGUAAUUUAUGAAUAUGCAGAAUAGGGAUCUGUUCAUCUAGCAAGUUUACCAUUUGUCUUCUGUGUAGCUGCAAGGAACACUAAUGUUUAUACAACUGUCAGUCCACCCAGUGACGCAACUGGUUCUGAUUCAGUCUUCCGAUUCCUUUCUGUUUUUCGCUUUUUUCCUAUUUCUUGAUUUUUUUAUUUUAUUUGUGAUCUUUAUUUUGAUGAGGGGUUCGGGGUUGGGGAGGGAGGUGAACCAAGACUUGGGGUUAAGAGGAUUUCGUCUUGGAUCCAACAGGCAGAAUAUGAUCUGUGUCCAAAAGUGAACUUGAGUCAGGAAUGAAACAUUUUCAGCAUAAAUAAGCACAAAAAUUUAGUCUGCUGGCUGACUGGAAACAAAACAAACAAACAAACAAAAAGUCAAGAUGGAAUAUGAUGAAUUCCAACACGAUGGGGCACCAAGGCCGCUAGGCCUCUCUUUUUAUUUUGCUUUGGUUUUGUUUGUUUUUCUUUAGAGACAUGCUCUUUCUCAUGGGACUUGACGUGGACUCAUCUUCGUGCAGUGCUGGUUUUGCCAUCCUCAUUUCAAGUAUUAUAGACAUAUGUAACGGUGAAAUAUAUGAACUGUGGCCUUUUUCAUUCUUGUUACUUGUGAUGCAAUUAAGUGAAGAUAAGAAAAAAAAAAAGCAGAGAUUUACCAUGUAUCAGUGCCUGGCUUUUUGUUAUAAAGCUUUGUUUGUCUAGUGCUCUUUUUGCUAUAAAAUAGACUGUAGUACACCCUAGUAAGAAAAAAAAAAACUAAAUUUAAAAAUAAAAAUAUAUUUGGCUUAUUUUUCGUAGGAGCAAUCCUUUUAUACCAUGAAUAUUACAAAAAAAAUUGUCAGAUUCUGAAUAUUUCUUCUUUGUAGAUUUUUGGAAUCAUUAUGAGUAAAGUUUGUUACUUUAUUUUACUAUUUAAAAGAUGUUAUUUUACCAUGUGUUACUGAGAUGAAACUGUAUGGUAGCUUUUUUUGUUUGUUUUUUUUUGUUUUGUUUCAUUUGUUUAUUUUUUUAGUUGUAGGUCGCAGCGGGGAAAUUUUUUGCGACUGUACACAUAGCUGCAGCAUUAAAAACUAAAAAAAAAAAAUUGUUAAAAAAAGAAAAAAAAAGGGAAAACACUUCGAAAAAAAGAUAAACAGUUACACCUUGUUUUCAAUGUGUGGCUGAGUGCCUCGAUUUUUUCAUGUUUUUGGUGUAUUUCUGAUUUGUAGACGUGUCCAAACAGGUUGUGUGCUGGAGUUUCUUCAAGACAAAAGCAAGCCCAGCCUGGUCCAGGCCAUUACCUGUCCCAUCUGUAGUUAUCGAUGAAGUCAUGUACAUGACCGUUCUGUAGCAAUAAAUGUGCCAUUUUUAUAAA